Molecule: messenger RNA, 10955 nt
Organism: Macrobrachium nipponense
Lineage: Eukaryota; Metazoa; Arthropoda; Malacostraca; Decapoda; Palaemonidae
Exons: 18
Coding region: 690-7616 (2308 amino acids)
Molecular function (GO): metal ion binding; nucleic acid binding
Source: RefSeq, a predicted model, not a curated record
CACUGUCCCACUAAUAUCAAACUCCAAUCGCUCAUGUCGAAUUGCGCUAAAUAAUUUCAGACUCGGUGUUGUUAUUUGCUAUGGGGGAUUUAUGAAAUGAAACGGUACUCUUUCUUGGACAGUUCACUGGAGCAUGGUAAGGUGUAUGGAGGAUAAUUUGCUGCUUGAAGCUGAUCUUGGCAUUACACCCUGAAGUGUUACUGAUGAUAUAAAGCAUAAACUUAAAUCCUGAGAGUACAUAUAGAAUUCUCAUAAGUAUCAUUUAGGACCAGUUCUUGGAAUACUGUUCCUGGAACAAAAAACACUCAAGUGAUAAAAAUAGAAUGUAGUAACAUGGCAGCAAGUACAUUAAAAAAAUUGACUUGGAAGAAGAAAAUCAACAUGUGGGAAUCAACUCCUUUUGAAAGUGAGACUUUCUUUCCAUUGAAAGCAGUGUCGUCUUUGUUGUGAAGGGGUGAUAUACGUACUGUAGUGCAUAAUGAUAGUAGAAAGGCUGGGCUGGUCAAGGAAAACUUUUAUUUUUUUCGUAUUACAAGACUGUUUCCUGUUACUAUAUAUAGAUUUCCUGAGUAUAUGCAUGUAAACAAGUUGAAGCCCAUAUUUUCAAAUGGAAGCUACUUGGAUUUAGACUAGUUUAAGUCUGUUCUGUAAAAUUGUAACUACUUCUGGCAAUUAUAAUUGCUUGCAAAAUGGAUACUACUCCUGGUCAUUCCAAUUGCUUAAGUAGUACAGCUCCCUAUGACUCAAGUUUUGGUCAUUUUGACAUUGUAAAUCAAGAAAGUUAUGAUUUAAAUGGUUAUGGAGAAUCCUAUGUCAAUGAAUGUGACAGAUCCAGGAGGGGCCACAGCAGGAAUAUGAGAUAUAAAAGUUGCAGACGUAAUCAAAGCAGGAUCACGGUUAAUUGUAGAGGUGGCACUCCAAAUUACAAACAAAGAGGGAAUAGUAACAGACAAAGAGAAAAGUAUAGUGAACUUUAUAAUGAUAAGGCCCAUUGGGAACAUAGUUAUGAUAUAGGUAUGUAUGAGGAGAAUUUUAACAACCAUGAUAGUAUUAGCAAUUUGGAGGGUAGUUACAGUACUGGAGGUAGUUGCAAGAACAGGCAAGGGUGUAAAAGGAAAAUUGGUGUUCACCAAAAUUAUGGAAAGGAAGGUAACAGGUCUUCAAGUAAAAAGAAGAAGGGUACUGUUAUGACAGGAGGAGGAAAGGAAAGUAACAGGUCUUCAAGUAAAAAGAAGAAGGGUACUGUUACAACAAGAGGAGGAAAGGAAAGUAACAUGUCUUCAAGUAAAAAGAAGAAAGGUACUGUUAUGACAGGAAAAUGUAAAAAUGGAGCAAAGGCUAAAAAUGCUUGCAAAGGGGAUAGUUCAAAAAGAAAGUUUUAUCAAGGUGGAAGUAAUAAAACUAUUGCUUCGAGGGCAACACAUGUUACUGGUGGAAAGAGUGUUAGUAGGAAACAGGGCACUCAGAAUUGCAAACAGAUAGUAAAUAACAAAUAUAGUGUAAGGUAUAAUGAACUUCAAAGUGGUAAGGGGAAUUCGAGAGACAAAUCUAAGGGUUAUUAUGAGAACAAGUCUGAUAUGGGAAGUUGUGAUGACAGUUAUGACGUAAAUGACUGGGGCAACAGUUAUGGUGUAUGUAGAUGGGAAGACAGUUAUUAUACUAAGGGUUUGAGAGACAAACAUAAAAACAUUGUGGGGAAUACCAAAUAUACACAUACUGUCAUUGAAAGGAAAGCUGAUGGUGGUGAAAAUUUAAUUGUGGAAAGUGAUGCAUCCCACAAGAUAGAUGUGGAAACUGCUUUGAUCAAGGAAACAAAUAAUGAUGAGGGAAAUGUCCGAAAUGUGGACCAUUGUAAAAAAUGGAAAUCUUGGUCCAUGGAAGAAGACACUUCAAAAAUCAAAUUUAAUGAAGAUAGAAGUAAUAAAGAUUUUCCCCAAGUAAAGAAAUUGGGGAAAGGCCAUGAAACUAGUGUUAUUGUGUCAGAGAUCUCUAGUGAUUUAGAAGCUGUGUCUGAAGCAAAAAAAUUGGUUGUGCCCCAGAGUUUUAAAAAUUUUGGAGUUACUAAAUUGAAUGAACUGGAAAAGAAUAAAACUUUUUCAACUGUAGCUCAAAGUUCAAGAAAUGCUGAAGCUACAUAUAAAGUGAAGAAAUUCACAGAAAAGCUCGACACUUCUGUGAAUGUGACCCAGUAUUCAAGCAAUAUUGAGAGUAAUUCUCAAGUGGAUGAAAUUAAGGAAGACUGGGAAACUUUUUCAGGUGUGUUGCAGAACCCUGGAAUUAUUGAUACUACUUCUCAAAUGACUGUGUUUACAAAACCAGAGGCCAUUCAUCAAGGAAAUGUCUUCUCUGCUGAGCCUCAAACAGAUUUGAGUCAAAUCAGAAUGGUGCCUGCCAUUGUUCAUCACGACUUACAUAAGAUCAAGAGAACGUCUGGAAGCACUUAUCAGAAGAAAAGUAUAUCAGGGAAAGUAUAUAACAGUGAGCUUCAUGACAAAGAUAAAUUCCAGACUAUUGUGCUUAUAACUGAUCCUUCUUAUUAUGAGAAUCUGAAGUCACUGGAGAGGGAUGGGGUUAAAGUGAUUUGUGAUGACUUUCUAUCCAUAGAGACUGUUGUUGAUGUUAUUCAGAAGAAUAAGGAAGAUGUCGGCAACAAUGGUUUAUGGUUGUUGGUAGCAGGCAUUUUUGACCUAGUAACUAAAGAACUUGACAAGCGUUGCAAGCACUGUGAAGUGCCUAUCACUCACAUAUGUCCCCUUUGGAACUUAGAACAUGAUAAUUAUGAUUGUGUAAUAGAUGAGAUAUUGCAAGCAUCUGACAACUGUGUUAGAGUCUGCCAAGCAACUCUGGGUUUUUCUGGAGUUGUAGCUCUGGCCAUGCCAUUACCAGCACUUAUUGUAAAGUCUGGUGAUCUAAGUCAUAAACAGCUUCAUUGGUUUGCAGCUCAAGGUUCAAUUUUUGUAACUGAACAAAAUUACCAUAUUCUUGAUAAUAUGUAUAAUAAGUUUUGUAACAAAUGGAUUACCUUAGCAUGUUGGAAAUUACAAAAGUUUCUUGAUGCUUCUGUGAUUGAAACCUUUAAAAUGGAAAGUUCCUCGAAGUAUGUAAGUUGUUCCUCAGUGUCUAGUGAGUGGUAUAGUGUAAUGAAUAACUUUUUCACUUUGGUGCUAAACUCAUACUAUCCAAAGGAAACUUUGCACAGAUGGUUAGCAGUUCGAAGUAUGUUUGAUCAAGUGAUAGUUGUGGGUCACACAAGUCACACUAGACUAUUGCAGUCCUUAGUACAUGAAAUGCCUGUGACAUUUUAUGAGGAAACUAUGGAUUUUGAUGAAAAAGGACUGACUCAGAUGAAUCAUUUAAUGGAAAAAUGGCCAACCAGAACUCUUUGGUGUGUGGUGAUUGGGGUUACUGCUAUUGCGUGUCCUAUGAAAAAUGCGGAUUCCAAAUGCUCAGUUGCUACACCUAAAUGUAGAAGCCCUCUACCUGUUUUUGUUAGCAAAAACCAUGCAUUACAAGAUGUUGCAGACAGUCAGCUGGUUAAAACUGUUGUAAAGUCAGCAUUUGAUUUUGUAUCCAGAACUGCUAAGAAAAUGGGAAUUGGUUCAGCUUUUUUUGUGGCUCCCAUCAUACCACAGCAAGUAGUCUGUGCUGACAUGAACUCCCAAGAGUCACAUUCAAGUUUGCACCAGAUAUUUGAAAGAGACCCUACCAUCCCAUUUCUGGUGGGUUCUCCAAGUUGUUGGGUUUACAAUGCCUUUAAUUUUGCUGAAAAGUGGCUUACUUUAAGUAAAGAGACCUUCCUUGACAGUUUGUCAUCUCCCAGUUUCAUUGAGGAAUAUGCUUUACCGGAGGACUGUGUACUUACCUUCAUCAACAGCAGAGAGGAUUUAUGUGCAACAACACAUCAGCUUGAAUGGUCCAAGCUAAUGGUGAAGUCGCUAGAAUACUUUUUGAGCCUUAGAAUAAAUGACCCAUUUCCUUUCACAUUUGGCAUGGCUGAACCAUUAGACACUACUUAUGAAGUAUGCAAAGAGAAUUAUGGCUCCUUUGAUGAUUUCAUAAGUGAAACUGCUCCAGGACAUGAGGAGUCAUUUAGGAGAGAUUUUUCUGUCUUACCUUCUGAAGAUGGAGAGCCCUCAUUGUAUGCUCCAGUAAAAGUGACAACCUCCACUGCAUGUACUACUUUGGAUUCCCCAUCUACUGCUUCACCUGUACAUCUACCAUCUACUUCUGUGAAAGUUUUUCCACCUUCUUUAGAGACUGUUGAGGAUGCUUCAUCAGCUAAACACUCACCCUCUGCACAAGUAACAUUUCCAGCACCCUCCACUUCUAUGACAGGUUUAAAAAUUUUAGAUCCUAUUACAGUUCCUCCACAAUCUUCUUUACUGAUGGUUCAAUCCUCUUUACCACCAGAGACCGAUGUCUCAUCUUCUGCACAAGUGAUAUUUCCUGUGCCAUCGACAUCUAUGACAGGUUCAACAGUUUCUGCUCCUAUGACAGUAUUUUUAAACUCUCCUUCAGUACCUGCUCAGUCUUCACUCUCGUCAAAAACCACUUAUCCAUCACCUGUGCAAACACCACUUCCAGUGCUCAGUGCCUCUUUGACUGGUUCAAUAGUUCCUGCUCCUGUAGCAGUUCUUCCAUCCUCUCCUUCGAUGACUGUUCAGAGGUCUUUAUCAUCAGGAACCUUUCACCCAUCUCCAGCACAAGAAAUAACAAUACCCUCUACAUCUGUGAUUGGUUCAAUAGUUUCUACUUCUGUGACAGACUCACCUAUCUCAGCUACUUGCUCAUCAUCACCAUCCCCUUCACAGGCCACGAGACUUACAUCUUCGAAGAAAGGCCAUAUAAUAAUUCGAAACAUUGAAACUCAAAUUAACCAAAGUGAGGCCCUGGAACUGUUUACUAUUUUUGGGAAAAUAGAGGGCAUGGAAUGGCCUAGUGAUGGAAGUGGAACCCUGGGAAGAUAUCUUAUGGUCAUUUAUGGAGAUAUCUACGAUUGUAAACGUGCAGCACGAGUCCUGAAUUUUCUUAAGGUCUUUGGGGAUAAAUCCAAACUAAAACUUUUUGGAAGUAAAAGAAAUGAUGAAAAGCUGACUUUAAAGAAAAACGACAUGUCACUGGUUUUGAGUGUGUAUGAGGUUAUGGAGAAAAUUAAAGAGAAUAAAAAGAUCUUAGAUGAUUCUGAAAAAAAUAAUGUGUGUAAAGAUAAACCAAAAGCAAAGAAAAAAAGGGCAGGUAAAAGCAUAGAGGAAAAGGUUGGAACCAAGUCUAAAAAAACAGAUAAAAAAAAACUGAGAAUCACAGAUCCUGUCAUCCCAACCAAUAUGCCUUCAGUGGACUCUGAGCAUUUAACCAGGUCUCAUCCUCAAGAAGUGACACCAUCCAGCUUGAAUGAGGAACAGCUUUCAGGAUAUACUCAAGGACCUGAAGAUGUGACAGAGGUUAUAAAAGUGCUUGUUAGUUACAGUGGUGAUCUCAUUCCAGUGGAAUCUAUUGACAAUCUGUUUCUAGAAAUAGGAGCACUCGAAGCUGGAAUUUUAAAGGAAGGUGGAUUGCUCUUCUUUUUCAGAAAAUAUUGCAUUGAACUCGAACUUCUUGAGAAUUUUAGGUUUCCUGAUGGAAAGAUGAAAGUCAAUGUCGUUUCAGUAAUCAAAGUUAAGGUAUUUUCUGAGGAUGAGAGGAAGGCAGCAUCACUGAAAUUGAAAUGUGCAGUUCUGAAAUUAUUAAGGCCUGUAGAAGAAAAGUUGAAAGAAUCACUGAAAAGAGAGAUAAAUGUAUACACAUUCAAAACAAGACCUUGUCAGAUUGGUUUGAGUUGUCCAACAAAAGAAAUUUGUCAAGGAUAUCAUGGAAGAAAAGACAAAAGGAGGCCUCCUCUUAUUUUUGACUACAGCCUUGAAAUGUGUACAGAGCUGAGUUUACAAGGAAGUUGUAGUUAUAGAGAUUCUUGCUCAAAGGCACAUUCAGCUGUUGAGAAGAUGAUGCACAUCAGUUUCUACAGAUCAUUGUUAUGUCCUUUUGUACAUCGAAAAGGUUACUGUGAAGAAAUGCGGAGCAUAUGCUAUCAUGCCCACAAAGGUGAACCCGACAUGUUUUAUAAUGACAGCUGGGAAAAUUUGUAUGUUGAAGGGCUUGGAAAUACUCUCAACUUCUUAAGUGGAGCUGUUACUAAUUUCUAUAAACUCCCUAACAUGAAAUGUCCUCAAGUGUUGUUGAUAACUCCUUCACAAUAUAUGGCAGAUUUGUAUUUGAACUGCAUAUCAGAUCUUACUGCUUCAUGUAAUCAGAAGGCUGUUAAAAUGGAAUAUAAAACAAGUUGUUGUAGUGAUGCUGCUGUUAUAAUCACAACACUGGAGACUAUACUGCCUUUGUUGCCACUGCCAAACGACAUGAUGCUCACCCAGGAUAUUAACCUGAGAUUCCUGAAAGCAUUAAUUAUUGAUGAUGGACCAAGAAUUUUUAGCAGUCUUGAUAAAAGCCAUGCAGAUGCAUUUCAUUCGUUUGGGAGGAACAUAACUGAUCUAAACAUUGUCAUCACAGCAGAAGAGUUAUCUGAUUUUAACCACAAAUUAAUUAAAGAGAUUUUGAAUUUGAAGAACAGUAUUGUAAUCCAGGGAUCAACUAAACCUGAAGGGGAAUCUUCCCUCAAAAAGGCUUCUCUAAAGAGAGGUACUUCACCUUCACCACUUGGAAAAUCUGAGGAAGAUAGAGAGAUUCCUUUUUCCCCAGGAAAAGAGAGAAAAACUGACAGAGUGCCCUCCACUUCAUGUUUGUCUACAAAGUUCCAGCCGCCGACAAGAUUGCCAUUAAAGGCCUCAGGGUCACCGAAAAGUUGUAGGUUCAAGUCUACAUGUUCACUUUUAGAAACAUCCUCAGAUGACAAAGAAUGUUUGGCUCAAAAGUCAGCCAGUGUCAACAAGAAAAGGUUAGAACACAAGGAAACUUCUGACAGAAAGAGAAAGUUGUCUGAUGAUGCCAUUUUGGAUAAACUGAUGAUGAAGCACACUAGUAGUGGUAGUUCAGAUGAAGAAGACAGUACUCCUGAUGAAAGGAGACGGGAACUGCUACAAGCAAUAGAAGUUUUAGAAAAGAAACGUGAUAAGGAACUUCAGCUGUAUAUUGAUACACCAAUGAUUCACCCUCUUUAUGAUAAGAAAUACAGACUUUUUAUGAAAAAGUAUAAGAAAGAUUUUCCUGAGAAGAUUAACCAAAGUCAUGUUAAAAAACUUUGGAAAAAAUACUGGUUAGUGAAUGUAAAAGAAUUUUUAAGUUGUGAAUAUCAGUGUAGGUUUGAAAACCUGACCAAAAAAUUGAAAAGCGUGACUCAAAAUAGUUCUCCAGAAAGUGGUGAGAAGGUGCUAAGCGAAGACUCAUCUGCAAGUGGUGAGGAUAACAAUGAGAAAAUUCAUUCAUUUUCCAGUGAUUAUGAGUUCAGAGAGAGAAAAUCAUCUGGAGAGUUGCCCUUACAGCUGCAGCAUGAAGUUCAUAUGGGGAAUGUUGGAGAAUUUCUAGUUCUGUUUCAACUCAAGGAGAAAGCCAACAUGGAAAGAGGGAGGAUAAGAAAUCCAGAGCUUUUGUUAAAAUUCUUACACAAAUUGUUCAAGAACCAAAUCUGAGGCAGUUACAAGCUAAAGAUAAAACAUUGACAAAUUUGUUUUCUAAUGCCAGGGAGGGCAAAGUAGAAAGAAAGGGCACAUUAAUUUCUUCAUUUACCAUAAUUGAAGGACUUUUGUACAGAAAUAAACAAAAUUUGAAAUCAAGUAAUGUUGAUACGCAAUUAGUAGUGCCGGAUGAAUAUAGACAAAUAAUUUUUAAUUUUAGUCAUAGUGGUUUGUUGAGUGGUCAUGUUGGUAAAGCUAAAACUCUGGAGAGAAUUGCAAAAGAAUUUUACUGGGUGAAUAUGUACGAAGAUGUGAAAAGAUGGACUGCAUCCUGUGACAUGUGUCAGCAUUUUACUCCUGAGGGAAGCAACAUAGUUGAUCUUACUCAACCAGUGCCCAUAUUAGGAGAACCUUUUGCAAGAUGUGCACUAGACAUUGUGGGACCAUUUAAUCCAUCUCUCCAAGGGCAUAAAUACAUCUUAGUUCUCACAGAUUUUGCUACUAAAUGGCCUGAAGCUGUUCCAUUGAAGAGCAUUUCUACAGUAGCAGUUGCUACAGCACUUGGAGACAUUUUUACACGCCUUGGUGUUCCCAAAGAGAUUCUUAGUGAUCUUGGAAUGCCACUUACUUCUUGUAUGGAUGAAAUUUUUAGGCUGAUGCGAAUGAAAGGAUUAAAAACCAUACCUGAUCACGGCCAAUGCCCUGGUACUUGUGAAAGGUUAAAUAACCGUCUUAGGAAGAUUUUCAAGUGCCUUUGUUUUGAACAGUCAAGGUUGUGGCAUGAGUUUAUUAAACCCCUACUUUUUGCUUACAGAGAAGUGGAACAUAAAGGUACUGGUUUCUCUCCCUUUAGUUUGCUAUACGGGCAGGACUUUAGGGGAUCUAUGCAUAUUCUUCGAGAUUUCCUUGAAGGUAGUUUGCCUGAGAACAAAGAUACAUGUAUUGACUAUCAGCAUGUACUUGAGUUAAAAGAACGGCUUUCUCAAACAUGUGCACUUAUAGAGGAAGAAUGUAAAAAAUCGGAGGAGUGCACUUUAGACAAGCAGCAGAAAUACUAUGAUCUUCGAUCUUUUAAUAUACGUGAUAAAGUUUUGUUACUUUCUCAUACAUCAUCAGAUAAGCUAUUGGCAGAGUGGCAAGGUCCAUAUAGAAUUAAGAAAAAAAGAAAAGUUCUGUACUAUGUUAUCAAUGUUGAUGGUACUGAGAAAGAGUUUCAUAUAAAUAUGCUUAAGACAUUCAGAUGAUUGCUUUGUAUAUUAUGGAGUAAAUGUUCAGACCCAACCAAAGUAGAAGGUUUGACUGCUAGUUAUAUGUAUGCACAUUUGUGAAAUACCCUACAGUUGAACCCUUAGUGUUCCUUCAUAGAUUGUGUUUGGUUUUCCAUUUUCGGCAAAAAAAUCUUAAAUAUUUUUAGAGCAUUAUUAAGAAGGAUGAAGCUGUUAGAUACUGAUUCUUAAAAACCAUAAGUAAAGUAUGCGUGCUGAGUAAUAAAAAUACCUGGAGAUACAUGCCAGACCAGGCAUGAGAUAACUUGCAUUUUUAUAGUUAUUUUUUUCACCCAUUGUCUUUCAAAAUGUUGCAGAUGAUUAAUCACUAAAUGGUUAUUUGUUUUUAUUAAUUAAUAAAAUCACUUAUUGAUCACAUAGUUUUCAGAAUAUCACAAAGGUCUAUGAGAAAACUUUUUAUAUUUGUAACCAUAAGAAAAUCUGCAUUGAUCUCUGAAGAAGUUCUAGCAAACUGUAUGUAGGCAGUAAGAUUCUGUAGAAAAUGUGUGCUUUGGGAACUUUGCAAGUUAUUGUAAAAAUGGGAAAAAUAAGAAAAUGCAGAUUUAUGAGAAAAUACAAAAAACUGAUGAAAAGUAUCCAUAAAACAAAAGUUUCACUGGAACACUGAAGUUUCUAAAUCAUACUAAGUUGUAUAGAAUUAAGUUAUUUACCAUUAUGUAAACAAUUUAAUGCCUACAUCAGUAUUAUAGGCAAAUGGGAAAAUAUAUUGUAAAUUUUAAUGCCACAAUAUACAGUAACAUGAAUUUAUUUAAAAUGUUUGAUGAAUUCAAGAAUAUUCAAAUAAAAUAGAGGAUCAUAAAGUAUUGAUAGCACUGUUAAACAUAUGGCACUCUCUCUCUCUCUCUCUCUCUCUCUCUCUCUCUCUCUCUCUCUCUCUCUCUCUCUCUCUGUGUGUGUGUGUGUCAGAAAUGGGAGAAGAAAAGUACUUGAUUACCUCACUGCAUUGAUUGAAAACAUGUGACAUUACAAGUCAUCUUUUGUCAAGAGAAAUGGCAACGUUCCUCAACGAUAGAGUUAGUAAUGUUACUGGGAAUUGAUAAAUAUAAUUUCUAUAAUGUCAUAUGUUAGAAAGCAGGCAUAAUAUUUUUUUAUCCUUGUUUUAAAAGACUAGGUAACAAGUUUUUCAGUUAUUAAAAUAUGUCCCAUUCUGACAGAAAUAGUUUUAUAUACUUAUUUACUAUUACAAUAUUCUAUGAAUUUACGAGAGCACUGAGGCACAUUUCUAAACUCAUACAGUUAAACCUAAAGAUCUUUUCUUAAAUGAUAGGCAGAUACUGGAACAAGGUAAUGUUACACAAGCUGGAUAACAAAAGGUCUUUGAUACCAUCUUCAAUCUACCAUUUAAACCAUAAUGUUCGAGAUAUUAAUUUAAAGAUGCGCUGUUAUCUUGACAAAGUGUAAGUUAUAUAUACGUACUUUUGUAUCUUAUUUCUGGGUGAUUUUUUGGAAUAUACAGAAAAGCACUCUAAAGUGUAGGUCAUAUGCCUCUUUAUGAUGAUUUGUGGAUAUUUGACAGUCUACAUUUUUGAAGGCUUGAUGAUAGAACAGUGUACAAUGGGAAAAUACUCUUCUAGUUCUCAAGUUUUUAUUUUAGAAAUAUGACUGAUUGGCCCUUAUUAGGUAAUUUAUGGAUUAUAAUGAUCCAGUCAUUUUCAUUUGAUUUGUUUAUUAGAAAUUUUAAAAACAAAAUUAUUUUCUAUACUAUUAGCUAAGAACGGAAAACUGUUUUAAGUAUGUAGUUAAGAAAAUAUGUGCACUGCAGUGUGAAUACAACGCAAAUCCUUGGUUUUUUAACUGGAACGAAUGUAACACAAUGCCAAAUAGCAUCAAGUGCUAAGGCUUAGAAAAGAAAAACCAGAUAUCUUUAAAGGGCUGUCUUUAUGACAAUGGCCUGGUCAUCAGGUUGAAAAGAGAUUUGUUUACUUCUCUUAAGACACAUUGAUGUAUUUACACAUAUUUUGACAGAUUGUAUGUGUAUUUAGUAAAUGAUUUGUAAAUUUGUUUUCGUGGCACUUUUAAGUGAAUUAUUGUAAAAAAAAUAAAGUUGUUUAUAUGCUUGUAAGUCAAA